Pecten maximus is the source of this 3755-nucleotide messenger RNA. RefSeq names its product sugar transporter SWEET1-like. The transcript has 6 exons. The coding region runs from base 285 to 926 and encodes 213 amino acids. Gene Ontology annotation, cellular component: membrane. Gene Ontology annotation, biological process: carbohydrate transport. The record is from RefSeq and is a predicted model, not a curated record. Lineage: Eukaryota; Metazoa; Mollusca; Bivalvia; Pectinida; Pectinidae. Gene Ontology annotation, molecular function: sugar transmembrane transporter activity.
ACGAAAAAUACGAAAACCGCUGAAAAAGCAAGUUACUAAAAUAAGUUUUAAAACAAAUGCAGUAAUCUUAUUAACACUUUUUUAAAAAGUUAAUGUAAUUCUUUACACGUUAACCGGCCUUAUCUGACAUCUGAUAGAACAUCUGUCACCAGCCAGCAGUGUAACGUUACUAGAUACUACCUCCAGUACAGUAGUCUAGAUAUUAGGCUAUAAACGUAGAUAGAAGUUGACGAGAUAGGACGGUUGCACAGAAUAUUGCAAAGAAGUCGAGGACACGUGUAAACAUGGAACUUCUAACUAUCGUAGAAGUUGUAACUCAGAUAGUUACAUAUCUUAUGUUUGCAUGUGGAAUACCACCAUGCAUUGAUAUGUACAGAACCAAAAGUACCAAGAAUAUGCCUUUCACUUAUUUCGCCAUUGGGUUACUGAAUGCCUUGUCGGGUUUGCUGUAUGGCUACUUAGCAAAUCUUCUACCGCUGGUGUAUGUAAACUCUAUUGGUUUGAGCUUCAACUGUGUCUACAUUCUAGUAUACCUUGUCGUCACUCGGUCGAAGGGUACUGCUAUAAUGCAGUUGGUGUCCGUGUGCAGCCCACUGGCACUCUACUACAAGUACAUAACCUCUCUAGGAAGCAGUGAAGAAGUUGUACUGAAUCAGCUCGGGGCCUUCAUGUUCUGUGUGACUGUCUGUCUCAUGAUGUCAACUUUCCUUGAUGGAAUCCAGUGUGUGCAAGAGAAGAGUGUUGAUGGAUUGUCCAGAUCCAUGUUGCUGGGUGGCCUGUCCUGUGCUCUGUGCUGGCUCAUCUAUGGACUCAUGCUCAAGGACUUUUACAUCUAUGCACCAAAUGUGAUAUGUAUUGCCUCCAGUAUUUGGAAAAUUUUCUUGAUUUUUAUAUAUGGUGGAAAAAAAUCAAAGAAGAUUGAGUGACCAUACCAAUAUGUUAAGAACAGGUUCAGACACGAGGCCAUGGUUCUUAUAGCAUAUAUCACAUAAGUAUAUCUACUGUGGAAAACUCACACAGAAUUACCUAUGACAUCUUAUCUAAACUACUUCAUAUUUCUUGUGUGCCUCUGACAGGAUUUGAACCCAGGACCAAAGCUAUGGUUCAUAGCUAAAAAAAUUUGUUAAAGUUUUCUGUGUGUAUGUCAAACCUUUCUAUAAAGGCCAUUCUAAGAAGCAUAAAGUAGUGAGCUUUAUAGGCAAUGGAUUGUAAUAUAUUAUCCAUUCUCUAAUUGGGCUCCCGGGUCUGUAGAUUUGGAAAUAAAUAAACAUCGGUAAUAGAAACAGAUAGCCUUUAUAGACAGGUUUUUGUUAUAUAGAGGUGGCCUUUAGAGUAAAUUGACAUGGAUUUGUCCACAUUAAUAUUUGUCUCUAUUAGCAUUGGAACCCAGGACCAAAGAUUUGGAUUCUUAUACAAGAUUGUUAUUAACUACAUGUAUGUGUAAUACUUAAGGUAUCAUAUACAUUUUUGUACUGAAAUAUUGUUUACCAAGUACAUUUAAGAUUUAUUUAAACUUAACAUAUAUAUAUAUACAGCAAUGUAUGUGUGUUUGCCUUCACCAGUAUACCAAGUAGAGUACACUCUAUGACAAAGUCUAAAGUGACCUAUUCUAAUCACCUGUUGUCCGUCGUCGUGUGCCAUCCAUCGUCUGUUGUAUAUCCAUAAACAAUUUACAUUUUCGACUUCUUGUGAAUUUCAUGACCUGGGGAUCUCACGUUUGCCCCUUGGUAGGGGGUAAACAUAACUCAUGUUUUUAUAGGGAAAUCACAUUUUUGACGAUCAUUUGUUUGAUUUUUAUCGGAAUUCAACAAACUUGGUCAACAUUAUCAGCAUGGGAUUUGAUGGUAUGCACAUACUGACUUUGACCGACCCCAAGGGGCUUAUGGGGGAGGGGCAAAAUGCAUCAAAUUAACUGAAAUUUAAAAAAACAUCUUCUCAAGAUCUAGACCGAAGUAAGGUAGAGUCAAAUAUUCCUCAUAGUAGGAAGGGUCUUAAGGUGCUUUACCAAAUAGUGAAUUUCAUGACCCUGGGGUCUCAUGUUUGCCCCUUGGGAGGAGGUAAACUUAACUAUAGUUUAUAGAAGGAAUUACAUUUUGACUAUCAUUUAUUGGAUUUCUUUUGGAAUUAAUUCUAACAUGUUUAGAAUUAGCAGUUUUAUGGUAUGCAUAUGAUGGUCUAACUGACUCCCAAGCUUCCCAGGCUGAUGGGCGAGACCAGAAAGGUCAAAUUGACAGAAAUAUUUCAAAACUCAGGUGACCGUUAAGGCCCAUGGGCCUCUUGUUUAUUUAUUUAAAACAAUAGUCAUACAAUUUAUUUUCAUACACUGGAAGAUACAUGUUUUUGAACUUUUCUACACCAAGAAGUUAUAUCAUACAGGAAUAUACUACCAAUUACUCCAUUAUAUUGAUUUAAUCCAAUCAAUACCCAUACAUAUUGUUUUGUGGCCCUUUGAUAUAAAACUUUUAAAAUCAAAAGAAAUUGUUGAGGAUUGAAAAAACAGCUUUUAUAUGAAUUUUGUCCUGUUUGUAUAUACCAAUCCUGGGUAAAAAUAUUUCUGUUUUAACUGGUAAAGGGGAUGCCUAUGUGAGAUAAACAUAAUAUUUUCACCAUUUUUGAUCAGUACAUAGAACAAUAUCAGACGCUAAAAAAUGGAUUGACACCCAACAUCCCCUCACAGAAACACCUGGUAAUUGAUGAAAUAAGCAUUUUCACCUGUAGUACAGUGUAUAUACGGCCCCGUAUAUACAACACUUAGAUGGUGUGCCAUAUUAGUUACAGAUGUUGAUUAAAUCAUUUCAACCAUAUACAAUCAUCACUUUCAUAUUAUAUUGAAAAAUUAUAAUAAAUCUAUCCCAGAGAUUUGUAGUGAUCUAUGUACCAGUGUAUGGUACAAAAAGUUAUUUGCUUUAUGCAUAUAAUGUAUAAACAAUGUAGUCAUAAGUGUUGGUGAUAGGAUAUUUUAAAUGGAUUGGAGAGAGGAAGGGCUUGUUAAAAUUUUGGGGUGUGUGGUUAGAUCAACAUGCUGUUAAAAUGACACCUGUUAAUCAAAUUUUAUUUCUGGAUUUCUGAUACUGUAACUUGAUUUUGUUUAACCCAGGAUAUUGUUAUAUUUGUAAUCUGAUUAAUGAAAGCAUAUCACAUAUAUAUAUGUUUUAAUUGAAGGGCAACCACUAUAGCACAGCUGGAAUGUGAUGAUCAGAAGGAGUACAUGGUACCUGUAACAUAUAUUACAUACAUAGCCUCUUUACCCUUGUUAUGAGAUUGAAAGACACUGAUAUCAAAUUGUUUAAACAGACCAUUUUUCAUUAAUGAAUAUUGAAUAUUCGUUCCCGUUAUCCGUGCCUUUAAAAAUGUGAUACACCUGUUGAUAUUAUACAGUUUAUUUAGUCCAGCAACAAUCAAUUGUCAUGUUGGUUUUGUGGAAGUAGCAAUAUAAUAUGUGUACAGGUGGACAUCUCGGCUACAUCAUUUAUCAUGGUCUAAAUAGUCAAAAAUUUUAUGAAAUCAAAUAAUGAUGGGCAAAGUGAUCUUAUGUUGCAUUCUGAUUGGCCAUGACAAAGUCUGUAUAAUAUCUGUAGGGCAGAAAUGUUAAAUUUAAGAAAUUUGCAAAUCAGUUUGUCCACAUCAACCAAAAAGUCUCUUGGUAGAUUGUUCUAUUAAGGGGCAUCUAAACAGCAAAUCCAGCCAAAACAGUUGAUAUUUUACAAGGCUAUACAUCCCUACUAGGAUGCAAUUUAAUAGAAGUAACUUGAUAA